Molecule: messenger RNA, 750 nt
Organism: Trypanosoma brucei brucei TREU927
Lineage: Eukaryota; Euglenozoa; Kinetoplastea; Trypanosomatida; Trypanosomatidae
Gene: Tb927.6.690
Exons: 1
Coding region: 1-750 (249 amino acids)
Source: RefSeq, a predicted model, not a curated record
AUGAACUGUAUCGAGUCAAAGUGUGCAGCUCACCACGACCACUUCGGGCCGGAUAUCGUAAAGGGUGAUGCAGCGCGCAUGCAAAAUGCCACUCAUCACAGCAACACCGAGGCGCCCACAUCGGUGAGGACGGUUGAAACUCACGGAUGCAGAAGAUGGUUGGAGCGCUUGCCAACAAGUGGCGAGCAUCCACUUCGUCGUUACGCCAAUGUUUCCAGGGAUGAUGAUGCCGCCCGCAACAGCUGCCCGUCGCUAUCGCCCAUUCGGCUACCGCAUUGCCCAGGAGUUCCUCCAGACCAGAUGUGUGAGCGUCAUGCAGGCAGUUUAAGUGUUGUCCCCUCGCCUUCAUAUGAAUUGCGGCGGUCUUCUGUUGGAAAGAUGACGGUACGGAAGCCCUCACCACCUGCCCAUAUCCCAUCGUCUUUGCUUACAUUCCGCGAGCGUCCCCACCGCAUUGACCCCGAUGAAGAAGCCAUGAUGGAGUUCUUUUCCAUUAGUGAACCACCGCUGUGGGGAUUCUCAGCUCCAACAAGUGGACAAAAUCCCCUUGAGGAUUGUGUGGAAGCAUCGUGCCGCGCUGGUGAAGAUGAGGGACACUGUUCUAAAAGCAGUAGUGGCGAUUCUGUCAUUGAUGUGGAGGCCGCUUUGGCUUUUCAGCGGAACGGAGCGCGUCGCUCACGACAGGCGGGUCCGGGAUAUGAACGCCCAUUGAGCCCUGCAGUUCCAAAGGAGUCGUAUCUCUUCUGUUAA